Molecule: messenger RNA, 1149 nt
Organism: Medicago truncatula (barrel medic)
Lineage: Eukaryota; Viridiplantae; Streptophyta; Magnoliopsida; Fabales; Fabaceae
Product: F-box/kelch-repeat protein At3g23880
Exons: 1
Coding region: 1-1149 (382 amino acids)
Molecular function (GO): protein binding
Source: RefSeq, a predicted model, not a curated record
AUGGCUUAUUCUGGUAGCGAUAGGAAUGAUAAAAAAUUGCAUCUUGUCUGCUAUUCACUUCACGAGCUACUGCCUUUCCCAACUCUUCCUUCCGACGUCAUUCCAGAAAUCAUAUGUAGGCUACCAGUAAAGUUCAUCCUUCGAUUCCGAUGUGUUUGCAAGUCAUGGAAUUCUCUAAUAUCUGAUCCCAAAUUCGUCAAGAAGCAACUCUGUGUGUCCACCACUCGGAACCUCCACUUCCGAAACUACGCCUAUGACUCAAGAAAGUACAUUCUCACAUCUUAUCCACUGGACUCUGAUUUCACAGACAUAACCUCUAACUUCACACAAUCUGAUUGGCCUUAUGCCAAGUUUUAUCGCUUCAUUGGCUCUUGCAACGGCAUUGUGUGUCUUGCAGACAACGAAUAUACAAGCUUAGUUAUAUGUUGGAACCCUUCCACAAGAAAAUUCAAGGAGUUGCCCCUUUUUGAAAAGCCCACGACUGGUCUAAAUGUCAUGACGUUUGGCUUUGGCUAUGAUUCUUCAAAGGAUAAUUACAAGGUGGUUGUUGUUCUUGACUACCAAUUUCUUGAUGAGGAUUAUAGUUUUGUUAACAAAACUCAAGUAAUGGUUCAUACUUUGGGUACUAAUAUAUGGAGAACCAUUCAGGAGUAUCCUUUUGGAGGUCUUCCUGUUCCAGUUAAGAAGGGGGAAUUUGUGAGUGGCACAAUUAAUUGGUUGUUCUCCGAAGAAUCAUUGGAAUGUCCAUGCUUUAUUGUUUCUUUUGAUUUGGCAAAGGAGUCUUAUCAAAAGAUUUCACCUCCUAAUUUGGGAGGGGUGGAUGUUGGUGACUUGUCGGUUUUGGGUGUUUUGAGGGAUUGCUUGUGCGUGACGACUUCUGGCUAUGAUGUUUGGCUUAUGAAGGAAUAUGGAAAUAAAGAGUCUUGGACUAAAUUGUUCACUAUUCCUUACAUGAGAGAUCCUUCUAAACCUAAGGUCGAUGCCAGGGCAAUAUAUGUUUUUGAGGAUGAUCAAGUGUUGCUGAAGUAUGAUUUUGACUUGAAUUUGAUUCUUUACAAUCCCAGGAGGGGUACUUUCAAGGCUACUAAUUUUAAACGAAUUCCUGAAGUCUGUGUUGAAAGUUUAAUAUCACCUAGUUCUCUAUGCUAG